Messenger RNA from Angiostrongylus costaricensis, 309 nucleotides. The record is from the annotation of a GenBank genome assembly. NCBI's taxonomy places the organism in Eukaryota, Metazoa, Nematoda, Chromadorea, Rhabditida, Metastrongylidae.
AUGGUGCAUACCAUAUUGCUUAUUCAGCCUACUAUUCGACCAGACUCUCGUACUUGGUCGGACUACGAGUCAACAACGGAUUGCCUCGAAGGUAUUUGCAAGAUAUACGAGGAGUUCUUAAAGAAGCAGAAUCCGACGAUGGCGAGCAUAACCUAUGAUGUUUCGCAUUUAUACGAAUUUAUAGAUAAGCUUUCCGAUCUGAGCUGCCUAAUUCUUGACACGGAGACUUGUCAGUAUGUCCCUCACAAUAAGGAUUGGAUCAAGGAGAAGAUUUUUAUUAUGUUGAGAACUCAGGCUAGGAGCGACUGA